ACUUGUAAACACGUCCAGUGGAGCAAAUUUUGAAAAUACUUUUUAAGUACAUUUAUCUGGAUAUACAAAUUGAAAAACACAGUUUAUUGUUGUAUACAAGAGAAUAAACAUUGAAAUCUCAUCAUUUGUUUUUGUGUAUCUAUUGCAUACACAAAACAAUAAUAAUAAUAGUACUAGUGAAUUCAACUGACAUCCAAGAGAUAACAAGAAGCAAAAUAAAAUGUCAAAUCCCAUUGGCCAACUGCAUAUCUGUAUGUUAGGCAGUGGUAAUGUUGGUAAAAGUGCACUAACUCUACAGUUUAUGUACGAUGAAUUUGUUGAAGACUAUGAACCAACUAAAUCAGAUUCAUAUGUGAAAAGAAUUAAUUUGUACGGUUGUAAUGUAGACGUUUCAAUCCUUGAUACAGCUGGUCAAGAAUCUUUUGCUGGUGUAACUGACACAGUCUAUCGAAGCGGUGAUGGCUUUAUCGUAGUGUUUUCACUGACUGAUAUGGAGUCUUUCAAAGCUGUUGAUGCUCUUCUAGAAAGAUUUUUAAUUGUUCGACCAUCAGGGUGUCCUCCACGUGUACUUGUUGGGAAUAAAGCAGAUUUAACUGAUGAAAGACAAGUCUCAGCAGAAUUAGCUCUAAGGACAGCACGACACUGGAAUAUACCGUAUAUGGAAACUUCAGCUAAAGCAAAUGUAAAUGUUCAAGAGGUAUUUUAUGGAAUGGCUAAAGAAAUUUACAAAUUGAAAACUGAAAAUUCUCAACCACAAAUGGAACAAAGAAAAUCACGUGAAGAAGGUUGUUGUAGUAUUAUAUGAGAGUUUAAAACAAAGAAAUAAACAGAUUGUUAUGAUCCAUGAUGCUGAUGAUGAUGAUCUGAAAAUAUGAAAAGAAAAGAAAAGAAAAAAAACUUUAAGCAACACGUGUAGAAACCUCCAUAUUUAUUUUUACAUGUUGUGAAAUUGUAUUCUUUUCUUUUCAAUUUUUGUUUUACUGUACUUUCUGUUUAAAAAGGCACCAAUUUGAAUUUAUCAUCAU
Molecule: messenger RNA, 1025 nt
Organism: Trichobilharzia szidati
Lineage: Eukaryota; Metazoa; Platyhelminthes; Trematoda; Strigeidida; Schistosomatidae
Source: the annotation of a GenBank genome assembly